CUUAGGUUAGGUUAGGUUAGGUUAUGUUAACCACGGUUUAGCUACGCGCCUGUUUUGACGCGAACGUUAUGCGCGAUUCCGAUUCUCCGGACGAGGAGAAACGGUCUCUCCUCGUCGACGUCCUGUCAUAAUGCUACAAUUGACUAAACUUGUGCCUAAAAUUAUCCGUGGAUUCGUGCAAUGUGCGUGCGUGACGUACUGCAUGUACGAGUACGUGGGCGACAUCGUCGUGUGCAGUGGUCCAUCCAUGGAGCCUACGUUGUAUACCAACGAUGUAUUGCUUCUAGAACGAAUAUCAGUUAGAUUACAAAGACUCGAGAAGGGGGACAUUGUCAUUUCCAAGUGUCCUAACAAUCCACAGCAGAAUAUAUGCAAGCGAAUUGUAGGCUUGCCUGGCGACAAAAUAAGAAAUGAUUUCACUGUAACAACGAUACCUUAUGGACAUGUUUGGCUGGAAGGCGAUAACAGAAAUAAUUCUACAGACUCACGGAUGUAUGGACCAGUACCUCAAGGAUUGUUACGUGGACGAGCUUUAUGUAAAAUACUUCCGUUGAGAGAUAUGACUAUGUUCACCACCAAAUGUGCUACCUAAAUUAUUUUUUACAUAAAAUAGAUAUUUAAGAUUGUAAAAAUGUUCACUUAACUAUGCUUUAGUUAGAUUUAAUUUAAGAAAAUAAAAAUUUUUGUAUAUAUGUAUAUAUGCAAAUUUAAAUAUGCAUUAAAUAUUUAUAUGCAUAUAUAUAUAUAUGUAUGUUUACAUAUACUAGAUUUAUAUUUUCUUUUAGAAACAUGUCCACACUUGUCGAUGUUGAUUAUUUUGUUCUUCUGAAUCUCUUAUAUUGUGUACAUAAAUACAAAAUAUUAUAAUUUUAGAGUUGUGGUGUAAAUUUCAAGAUUAUGUAUUAUAUAUUUUAUUUAUGUAUUGUUAUGUAAGGAUUACACGAAUCUUUUAUAUAGACAAUAUAAGUUUGAUAAUAACAUAACAAAAAAAGUAAGUUAUAAAAUUAUUAAUAUGAUUUUUGACUAAUAAAGUAAACAAGAUAUUAAAAAUAAA
Messenger RNA from Solenopsis invicta (red fire ant), 1054 nucleotides. Its product is annotated as mitochondrial inner membrane protease subunit 1. The record is from RefSeq and is a predicted model, not a curated record. Lineage: Eukaryota; Metazoa; Arthropoda; Insecta; Hymenoptera; Formicidae. The transcript has 3 exons. The coding region runs from base 131 to 592 and encodes 153 amino acids. Gene Ontology annotation, cellular component: mitochondrial inner membrane peptidase complex; membrane. Gene Ontology annotation, molecular function: serine-type endopeptidase activity.